AUGGCCCGAGUGUUCUGGCUAUGCCUUGCCUACUUGACUCCGGUCCAGGCCCAGCAGCCAGUGAUCUAUGGAGAGUCCAUACUGCUGGUGGUGGUUGGCGUCAUCCUCUUCGGGCUUUGCACCGGUCUGUGCGCCUUCGCGAUCCGGAACCGCAAGGACUUGGCGGAGCUGCUACCUGCGGUCUUUAGCUCCACCCGCACGGUGGUGGAGCAGCCGACCGAGGAGGACCGCAUCGCCUUCGAGCGGGCGGAGCGUCGAAAGCGGAGGAAGGAGGAGCUGAGGGAAGCCGCGGAGGCGCUGGAGGACGAGGAGACCCGGCUGGAAAUGGGACUGCCCUCCACCCUGGAGGAAGGCGUUCAAGGCCGCGGGGUGGCUCCGAGCUCCGAGGGCGGCGAGAGCACCAACAGCCUGUCCUUGGCGCGAGGGCGCAAGGUGGGGGGCCCCCGGCGCGGCAGCCGCACCUCGGAUCCCGGGCUGCGCAGGGAACGGCCCUCCAUCGCUCUGGACCCAGGCGAAGAGGGCCCCGUGGCUCCCCUGGUCGAGUCGGCCAAGCACAGCCGCACCAAAGGGCGGCGGCAUAGCAUUCACGGCGGCGGCAUCGGCGAGCUAGAAAAGCUGGCGCAGCCGAAGGAGCGGGACGGCACCGGCUCGGCGCCGCUCAAGGGCGGCACCCACCGGGCGGCGCCCACCUCGGGGCCCUGGCGGGGCACCCUGAGCGAGCGGGGCGUGGCCCGGAGCAGCGGGUACCACCUGAAGUUCCUGGCGGACGGCCGCGUCCUGGGCACCGCCGCAGACGGCCAGGCACAGAUCUCUGGACAUUUCGAUCCGGACAACCACCGGGUGGUGUGGUCGGAGUCGCACGCCUGGGGGACCGUGAAGGUCACUGGUCACAUUUUCUACAAGGCCCACACCCCGCAGAUCACGGGCGCCUUCAAAGCCUCCGACGGCGGAAAGGGGAAAUUGGAACUGAGCCCCGAGUGA
This is a messenger RNA of Effrenium voratum, 981 nucleotides long. NCBI's taxonomy places the organism in Eukaryota, Dinophyceae, Suessiales, Symbiodiniaceae. The record is from the annotation of a GenBank genome assembly.